Molecule: messenger RNA, 2109 nt
Organism: Candida tropicalis MYA-3404
Lineage: Eukaryota; Fungi; Ascomycota; Pichiomycetes; Serinales; Debaryomycetaceae
Gene: BRE1
Product: E3 ubiquitin-protein ligase
Exons: 1
Coding region: 1-2109 (702 amino acids)
Cellular component (GO): nucleus; HULC complex
Molecular function (GO): ubiquitin protein ligase activity
Source: RefSeq, a predicted model, not a curated record
AUGGCUUUUUUUUCCUACGUUUUGUUCUUUUUUUUUUUUCUUCUUUUUCUUCUUCUUACUCCUCCUAUUUCGUCAUUAGCUAUAGUCCAAAUGAACGGUGGAAAAAGAACUCUUCCAGAUUCAUCAAGCCUGCUACCUGCUAAGAAACCAAAGCAAGAGUUGAGUUCGUCCGGUCCUUUAACUCAAGAUGAUGUUGUUUAUUUCCAAAAAGAAGCUAUUUGGAGACAAAUGAUUCAAUAUAAACAACAAGUUGUUUCAUUGCGUCUGGACGUCAUAAGAUUACAACGUGAAUCAAACACACUGAAACAUAUUAUAACGGUUUUGACUGCGUGGUAUGAACAAAUACUUGGUCUUUUCGGUGAAAUAGACAAACAAGAGUCAGCUGAGUUAUUGGUGGCCUUUGAGAAGAAUGUAGAUGAAAAACUAGAAAAUUUAAGAACCAAGUUGUCUGGUUUAUUGUCUAAUAAAGUUGUUUUUGAUGAAUCCAAGUAUGAAAAAAUUGCUGGAGAAUUUGCCCUUGUUUCACGAGAAAACCAACAGUUCCAAAUAGAAAAGUCCUCGCUUUCUGAAAAGAUUGAACAAUUGGAAUCCAAAAUUGAAGAACUCAUUAAAGAAAGAGAUAGAUCAGUGUCAAAGACUUUACAGAGAGUAGACGCAUCAAGAAGAGUUGAAAAUUCUGAAGAAGAGGAAGAAGCACCUGUAUCACAGCCAAAUGGGUCCCAUAAAGAAAAUAGUGUUUCCCCAGUGGAUUCAGAGGAACUAGAUAGACUUAAAAGUGAGGUUGAACAGCUCAAGUCAGCCAACAAAUUGCUCUCAGAACAGGUAGAACAGUUGACCAAAGACAACCAGUCAUUAAUUCAGCAAUCAGUCAAUUUAGAAAAGAAGUUGCAUAACUUGGAGGAGUCUGAUUUACAGGACAAUAUUUUUUACAAGAAAGUUGUUAAAAACAACCAGUCGUUACAACAACAGAUCAGUAGUGUCACCAAACUUAAUUCAAGUAAUGCAUCUAAAUUGAACGAAUUGGAGAAGCAGCAGAAUGAUUUAAAGAAUUUAAUUCUGAGUGAAAUCCUUGAAGAGAAUGAAAAAUUGAAACAACAAUUGCAUGAAAGUGAGAACAAUUUGGUGAGAAUUAGAACAGCUCGUGAUGACCUAUUGGCCAAGAAUGCUAUAUUAUCAACUCAGUUACAAGAUGAAAAAACAAACGAAUCGUUGAUUAAAUUGAAUGAAGAGUUAUCCAAGAGAAUCGAACAUUUAACAAAAGAAAAACUCGAUUCAAUAGUUGGAUCUCCAAGUGAAGAUAAGCUUAAAGAGUUAUCACAAGAUGAAUUGAUUCAAAAGAUUGGGCAGUUGAAUGAAGAAAUCAAGGAAGUGGAAUUGGCGUUUAAACAGACUCGAGAAAUAACAUUGAAGAAAUUGAAUAGUUCGAUUGAUCAAGAGAACUUGACAAAGAAGUUGGCAAUUGAAAAGAAUAAAGCUGAUCAGAAGUAUUUUGCUGCCAUGAGAUCCAAGGAUUCAUUGAGUAACGAGAAUAAAUUAUUGAAAGCGCAAAUCAACAAAUCACAGGAAUUGAUCAAGAACUUGAAUGAAUUGGAGAAAAAGUAUUUGAACAAGAUUGAAAUUUUAGGCAAUCAAUUGGUGGAUUUCAAGACAAUCAAGGAAAAUUCAUUACUGGAAAAUUCCAAACUACAAGAAGAUUUGAGAUCAGUGACGAUUGCCCAUGACACAUUGCAACAAGAGCUUGAGAGAGUUAAUGAAAAAUUGGAAUCCACCUUGAAAGAAUUCACCAGCUUGCAAGAUGUAAAUAAGAAGCAAGAAAUUGAAUUGACCAAAGUGGAGAAACAAUUAAAGUCUACUGAAGACAUUUUGCAAAAAUACAAAUCCAAUAACACCAAUUCAUUAUUGCAAGAAGAUGAACAACAACUUGAGGCAUUAAGAUCGAUUGCUAAAUGUUCGGUGUGUUCUAAAAACUGGAAGGAUACGGCCAUUACGGUUUGUGGACAUGUAUUUUGUUCUAAAUGUACACAAGAAAGAUUGGCUGCUAGAUUGAGAAGAUGUCCAAGUUGUAAUAAAGGGUUUUCAGCCAAUGAUUUACUAGCUGUUCACUUGUAA